ACAAGGAAGAGCUCACAAGCAGCCGGGAUCGUGUCGGAUCACUUCUCACGCCUUGGAGAGGACAGAAAAAGGAACGUAACCCCUUUGCUGGGUUCCCAAACACGGUUAUGGACGCCCCAGAUUCACCGCAUGGGAAUAUGGGGCUGCUGAAGACCUUCGACUCCUCUGAGUUCGGCAGCUGGGAGAAGAUCGGCUCGGGCGGAUUUGGACAGGUUUACAAAGUACGUCACGUUCAGUGGAAGACCUGGCUGGCCAUCAAGUGUCCCCCGUGUCUUCAUGUGGACGACAAGGAACGCACCGAGCUCCUGGAGGAGGCCAAGAAGAUGGAGGCCGCCAAGUUUCGAUACAUCCUCCCCGUGUACGGGAUCUGCGAGGACCCCCAGGGUCUGGUGAUGGAGUACAUGGAGACCGGCUCGCUGGAGACCCUGCUGGCCACCGAGCCGCUGCCCUGGGAGCUUCGCUUUCGCAUCAUCCACGAGACGGCGGUGGGAAUGAACUUCCUGCACUGCAUGAACCCGCCGCUGCUCCACCUGGACCUGAAACCAGCCAACAUCCUGCUGGAUGCUCACUACCACGUCAAGAUAUCUGACUUCGGACUGGCCCGCUGGAACGGCCUGUCGGGCGACGGUGACGUCAGCAGGGACGGCUUCUGUGGCACCGUGGCCUACCUGCCUCCUGAGAGCAUUAGCGAGAAGGACCGGGUGUCGGACACUAAACACGACGUCUACAGUUUCUCAAUCGUGAUUUGGGGGAUUCUCACUCAAAAGAAGCCGUACCAAGGAGAGAACAACUUCCUGCAGAUCAUGCUGAAGGUGGUGACAGGUUUGCGUCCGGACCUCGGCUCGAUCCCACGCUCUCGACCGUCGGCCUGCACCGGCUUCCUCCACCUCAUGCAGCGGUGCUGGGCCACGAAUCCCAAUAACAGACCCAACUUCCAAGACAUCACGUCGGAGGUGGAGGAGCUCUGCUCCAAACCCCAGGACGAGCACAAGACGUCCACCUCCUCAGAUCCAGAGCCUCCAUCUUGUGAUGCGUUGACUCCAAAUCAGGUUCAGGACAACAAGUCGGUGCGUCCGAAGUCGGCGAUGCUGCCGGAGAAAGACUACAGUCUGUCGGAGCUGCUGAGCCACAUUGACUCGGGGAUCUCACAGAGCUUUGAUCGAGUGAAGGAAGCCGGUUGUCACAGCAAAGAAAACACCGGCAAGCGGCUCUCUGGUUUCUCCUCGGCCGAUUCAGCCUUCUCCUCACAAGACUCCAUAACGCUGUCGUUUGAGAAGGAGAACACAUAUGACUCCACUGAGAUCCACAAGAGGAAGCUGUGUGAGGCCAUCCGGACCAAAGACACGGCCAAGCUCAUGAAGAUCCUCCAACCUCAGGAUGUUGAACUUCUCCUCGACGGAGGAGGGAGCCUCCUCCACCAUGCUGUCUCCUUGGCAAACGAAGAGGCUGUUAAAUUCCUCCUCCUCAACAAUGCUAAUCCCAACCUAGCCAACGCACGCGGCUCCACUCCUCUUCACCUGGCCACAGAGAAGCACCAGAAGCCUUUGGUGGAGCUUCUGCUCGGCCGCAGGGGCACCAGCAUCAACGCCAAGGACGAGGACCAGUACACCGCUUUGCACUGGGCCGCCCAGAACGGAGACGAAGCCAUCGCGCGCCUACUGCUGGACCGCGGCGCUGCUAUCAACGAAACGGAAGCGCAAGGACGCACGCCGGCGCAUGUCGCCUGCCAGCACGGCCAGGAGAACGUGAUCAGAGUGCUGCUCAGCCGCGGGGCCGACGUUCGGAUUAAAGGCAAGGACAACUGGACGGCGCUUCACUUCGCCGCCUGGCAAGGGCAGCUGGGGAUCGUGAAGCUGCUGGUCAAGCAGGCGGGAGCCAAUGUGGACUGGCAGACCACAGACGGGCGCACGCCGUUACACCUGGCCUGCCAUAGAGGGCAGUACAGAGUUGCUCGGAUCCUGAUAGAGUUGGGGGCUGACGUCCACAGGACCUCUGCUGGACUCAACACGCCUCUACACGUGGCAGCGAAGACGGGCCACACCAGCACCUCCCGCCUCUUGAUCAAACACAAGGCAGAUAUCCAAGCCCUGAACACCGACGGACUCACCCCCCUCCACCUGGCGUCCCAGCACGGCCACUUGGCCACGGUCAAGAUGUUAAUGGAUGAAGGAGCGGACCCGUACAAGCCCACUCCUUCCCUCCGCACGCCGUGCCACGCCGCGGCAGAACACGGACACUGUGAGGUGCUGAAAGAGCUGCUUCUCCACUGCCCAGAUGGGGGCGCUCUGCUCGACGAACAAGGACUCCGCCCGCUGCACCUAGCAGUCCAGGGGGGAUACUCGAACAUCAUCUCCAUGCUCCUCCCACAAGAGUGCGAGGGAAGGGUGACUGAGGCGCCGGCGGCACCGGAGCCUAAACCUCUUCAGAGAAAAGUUGUCAUCUUUAAAUUAACGGAACACGAUGACAGUCUCCUGCCCGCCAGCUCACCAUGUGCGUCGGCGUCAUGCUAACAAGACCGCUCCAAAUGUACAGAACUAUUUUUCGUAUUAAACCUGUGUUGCGGCCUUCGAGUCCAACGUCAACCGGUUGGUAUUUUAAACGCUUCAAUUGUACAUAUGUAAAUAGUUUUUUGUUUUUUUUAAGUGCCCUCAUUUUUGACAUUCUUACUCUUUUAUACCGAGCUAGCUACUUUUUUUAUAUCGAGAAAACAAGUCCAAGGUCCUUUUGAAAUGUCUUGCACUCUGUAACAAACACACUCUGGUCACAAGACUCUUGAUAAGAAGCCCUCGUAAAUAUUUGGAUGACUUUGAUCCUCAGUGUUCUGUACCAGUCUCAUGUCAGUGCUGCUUCAGAGUCCAAUUAAAACAUGUUUGAACAUGG
Molecule: messenger RNA, 2880 nt
Organism: Synchiropus splendidus (mandarinfish)
Lineage: Eukaryota; Metazoa; Chordata; Actinopteri; Syngnathiformes; Callionymidae
Gene: ripk4
Product: receptor-interacting serine-threonine kinase 4
Exons: 8
Coding region: 108-2510 (800 amino acids)
Biological process (GO): protein phosphorylation
Molecular function (GO): ATP binding; protein kinase activity; protein binding
Source: RefSeq, a predicted model, not a curated record